Molecule: messenger RNA, 2769 nt
Organism: Opisthorchis viverrini
Lineage: Eukaryota; Metazoa; Platyhelminthes; Trematoda; Opisthorchiida; Opisthorchiidae
Exons: 2
Coding region: 1-2769 (922 amino acids)
Biological process (GO): protein homooligomerization; potassium ion transmembrane transport
Cellular component (GO): voltage-gated potassium channel complex; membrane
Molecular function (GO): voltage-gated potassium channel activity
Source: RefSeq, a predicted model, not a curated record
AUGGCUGGAUCACAACAAGGCAUGGGGAAGCCUGCGGACAUGAUUUGUUUGUGCAUUGGAGGUCGACUCUUUGUAACCCGCCGAGCAACCUUAUACCGGCUACCAGAAAGCCGUUUGUAUCUAAUUGCCACCCAGGGAUCCAGCUGUCAAACUAUGCCCGGCACUGGUACGCCAUCCCCAAAUCCUUUGAACAUGUCCAAUCCGUUAAGUGGUUUCCAGAGCUCAAAUAUCAGUGAAAGAACCGUGGUAGCAGGUGCGACCAUUUUACCGGCCAACGUGGCUUCCCUUGUAACUGGUAAUAUGAACCUUAAAUCUGCAUCUUCUCUAUGUCGAAACCGUAUGUCAAUUGUGCCCGGUGUUUCACCGCAGCCAGCACCAUUGUUACCCAUGACAGAUUCGAGUACUUCCAUGAACUUGUCCGUGCCUGUGACUCCACAGCCAUCUGGUCAAAUGCCAUUGGGUUUCUAUCCCAUUCAGCAAGCUCCCCCAGUAGUGUAUUUUUACGACAGAGACCCUGAAAUAUUCCGUUUUGUAUUGGACUAUUAUCGUACUGGAGAGCUCCAUUUACCGUCAAGCAUAUGUGGACCCUUUGUGCGGAAGGAACUGAUUUUCUGGGGUAUUGAUGAGUCACUAAUCGGUCCAUGCUGUAUGCCUGCGUAUAUGCGAUAUGACGAGGAGAAAAGGACAAAGAAUACUCUCUUUCGUGACUGCUUCGAAGAUAUUGAUUCAAUGCAAAAUCUGGUGAAAUUCUCCAGAGGAUGGAAGAAGUGGCGUUAUCGCAUGUGGUUGUUCAUGGAUCAUCCAAGUUCCUCUUUACCAGCUAAAAUUUGGGCAUCGUGUCUGCUGGUCCUUAUGAUUGCGUCGGUCAUGUGUUAUUGUCUCUCGACACAUGAGGGCUUCCGAAUGAACUCUACGGUUCUUUAUACUACGCACAGCAAGCUACUGCCAACGAACCCAAUUUCCACAAACAAUCAACCAGUCAUUUCCACAAAUUACCCAAGUGAAUUACCUCAUUCUUUGCAACGGACGUACUAUCCCCAAACAACCAGUAAUACUCAAUCGCAUAAGAACCAAACCGCAGGAGAGAAAAAUAAUUCCAACGUAUCCUCCUUGUUUCACAUAUGCGGACCUCGCGGGUCGGCAGAAAAUCCAAAAAUGGAAAAGGAUUGUUCUACCGAACCGACCAACGGUUUAGUUCUAGCAGACAUCACCCUCAAUUGCCUAUUUACUGCAGAAUUCAUGCUCAAAGUCCUACUGGCUCCAGAUAAACCAAGGUUCCUUUCCUCAAUCGUAUCUAUUUUGGACAUAAUCAUUUUGUCUAGUUACUGGGUCUAUAUGGGUCUGUUCUACGUAUAUUAUUAUCAUCCAAAAAUGUUUGUCAGUACAGAUGACAGAUUACGCGAAGAACUAUCCGGAUACUUAUGGCUGAUGAACAUUUUAUCUAUGGCGCAGGCGAUGCGGAUUUUGCGGAUUUUCAAAAUUUCCAAGAUUUCUCGCAUCCUCCGGGUUCUCAUUUUGACUGUGAAGAAAAGUAUUCCCGAAUUGGUGCUCCUGGGUUUCCUCCUGAUGAAUGGAAUGUUUAUGUUCUCCUGCCUCAUGUACAUGGCUGAAUAUCGCAUUUCUGACACAUUUCAAAACAUCCCCGAAUCAUUCUGGUGGUCCAUCAUCACACUAACUGCGGUGGGUUAUGGGGACAUGCAUCCCAAGGGAGGUCCUGGAUAUUUCGUCGGCUCCGUUACUGCAAUUUGCGGUUGUAUUGUCACUGGCCUAGCCAUUCCAAUCAUUGGGAACAACUUUAACACGUACUACAAAUACAUGAAGAAUCAGUUGAUGGAGGAUAAGUAUCUUAAAGCUUUGAGGAAAGACAUGGAAGCAACUGGUCAAUCUGGAGGAAAAGGGGGUAUUGGAGCCGCAGUAGAGAAGGGUGGCUUACCGCUACCUGGUCGCAAACCGAGGCAACAGAUGAAUCGACGAAAUAUCCGGGAUCGUGGACGUCACAAAGGUCUAAAAGAGAAACUGGAACACGCACUCCAUGUAACCACGGACCCACUGCGACGAUAUUUUACGCGUGGUUCUGGUAGUCGUAGAGUGGGUAACCGGUAUGGUGGAAUUUCUAAUAGCUCUGCAGUUGGAUCUCUGCAGCCACUGACAGAAAAUCAGCAUAUCACAUUCAACAGUACGGCAGCAAGGAAAUCCAUAGCUGAUGCUAUCAAACUGCACCGCGAAAGUGAACAUGGAAUUGUGAAUGUGACUGGAAGUUGGACAGGAUUGGCAAAGUUGGGUUUCGACUUUAGUGACCGAGAAGCAAGACCAAGUCUGAUAUCGCCACUAACAACAGACAAUCUGCUAACCUCCCUUACGCCUUCCAAACUAUCUUCUCUGAACACCCCACACAUCUGGAUUGAUGGCGAAGAAGCCGAAGAGAAUUUGUCCAACAACGGUUGUCUGCUUACCCUUAAUGAUGGAAAUUCUUUUGGAGCAGGCUACGUUGAUAGCGGUGGCGGAAUUUUCAACGAUCACACUGGUCCGAACCUCCACCAGUUUGAAAAUAUCUCAUCACCAAGACAUUCGUAUCAUGAGGUGGAUUUUAUACCACUACAGCCACAGCAGAUGGCACAUCCUGGGAUGAAGCAGAUGAUCAGCAACAAUGUUUCUGGAUUACCAGUCAGUCAAAUUCAACAGACUGAAAAUUCUCGCAGUGCUCCAAGCUCACAAGCUCAGCUAUCCAGCAAUAAUGGGCCACUAGAAAAACGUACUAACUACGUUUAA